Molecule: messenger RNA, 1521 nt
Organism: Zonotrichia albicollis (white-throated sparrow)
Lineage: Eukaryota; Metazoa; Chordata; Aves; Passeriformes; Passerellidae
Source: RefSeq, a predicted model, not a curated record
AGGGCCGAGCCAUCGGCUGGCGGAUCCCCGUGUGGUUAAACUCAGGGCUCCCGGUUCGGUUGUUAGAAACCCGCUCGGCCGCAAGUCGGGUAUUUGGCUGCCAUCAAAUCUCCAAUCGGGCUUCAUAAAAGCCCACUUAGUGCUAGAACAAACAGGGCCAUUUGAAGGCGAAAUGUUGUUUGAUUUCCUCUCCGCCUGCACAAGGAGCUGGCUAAUGCUAUUUGAUUUCCCAUUUUUGAUAGCAAUAAGCCUGCAUUGAUCUAAUAGUGAGUGAGUGCAAUGCUAUUAAAGGUGUUUGCCGCCCCAUACCAGAGUGCAUUUCCCAACCCGGGUCUCAUAACCAAAGAGACGAUAAACAUUGGGAUGCCCUGAUUGCCAACAGAAAACAGAUGUCUCUGGGUUUGAAGCUGAGCAAAUCACUUUACAGUUAAAAUCGGGCGCUGAUAAAGCAUAAUAAAUUCCAUAUGGCUCAUUUAAUACACAACAGCUUCUUGCAUUAGAGGGGCUAAUGAUGAGAUUUGUCCCCUCCUUUCUGUUGACACAUUUCUCCAUUGUCAAACAGAGAUGUGACAGCAAAUCAGUAUUUUCAGCUCAGGGGAACAAGUCGUGGGAAAGUUAAAUAACUUUUUUAACAGAAAGACACCCCCUUUCUUUCUCCUCUAUUCAUGGCAGAAGAUGUAAUUAAGUGAAUAUGAAUUAUGAGAGUCCCUUCGUUUACCUUUGGGUCUACUCAGACUUAUUAAUUCAAUAAGGGGGAGUUGUAGUGAGGACAGCUUGCUAAUUGAGUUUUAGCGGGGAGGAGAGACGCUCCCUCCGUGCCAGGCUGUUGCCUUCCUCACCAGCACAAUGCCUCUUCGUCGUGGGUGCCCGGAGAGGCGUGCGUGGAGAUCAAUUCCCGCUGAACAACUGCAGGGAGACUCGCAGCGCUGCUGCCGUUCUGCCUUCCGGGAAAGAAGGGUCUCAUACUGAGCUUACAAAGCCCAGCAUUACAGGAAAAACUCUGCCCACACCAGUCCCAAAAGAUUUACAAGCGUCUCUCAAAGUCUCUGUCUGUAGGUGUGUGUGAUGGCCCCACAUUUGGUUAUUAACGGAAUAUUUUAUUUUCCUUUGAAAUACGGUUUAUUUUCCUCUACCUCUCUCCUGCUUUAAGCAGUUUUAUUUCACGAUUUUUGCUUUGUGGGAGGGGUAAAAGAAAGAAAGGAUGGCAGUGCCAUGUCAUCCUAACUAAAUUUCAUAAAAUAGAUUUUAAAAGGGCAGCCUUGAAAUCUAUAUUUGUUGCUUUGGUUGCCUCACAAAUUAUUUCUUCGUUUCCGAUAUCAGUGAAAGUACGAUUUUUUCCCCCUCUCCUUAAAUCUGAAGGGAAAAAAAGUCUACGAUCCCCAAACCAUAUAAUUUGUAAAUAUGCCCUUUAACGAAAAAAAAAAAAAAAAGUCGCGGUGUGGGUGUGAGUGCAGAAUAAUUCCCGCGUAGUCCCCUUGGGAAUUCGUACUGCCGCUGCUCCAGCGCAGCAGGAGCCGCCUC